This is a messenger RNA of Brenthis ino (lesser marbled fritillary), 1206 nucleotides long. The record is from the annotation of a GenBank genome assembly. NCBI's taxonomy places the organism in Eukaryota, Metazoa, Arthropoda, Insecta, Lepidoptera, Nymphalidae.
AUGCAAGAAUGUGGAUAUUGCAAGGAAAAGGAGAUGAAGCUACAGAAAUAUGAAGAAGAAAUAGAAACAGAGAAAUCGCGGGAAUGUUUAAAAGCAUUAGAAAGAGAAAAGAUAGCGAAUGGCAUGCGAUGUACUAAAUCAGAUGAAAAAAAGCUACGCGAGAUACAAAAAAUGCAGAUGCGCGAAAAAAAGAGUAUAGAGCAACAACAAGCUGAUAUUGAUAAGCUCUGGCACAAAGUGUUGAUAGACAACGUUAAAACAAAGGAGCAACAGGAAAGAGUUGAAAAGGAAAGACUUAAACAAGAAAUGAUAGAAAGACGCCUGGCAUAUGAUGAGCAAAUAGCUAGUGCGAACAAACUGCAGCGGGAGUUGUUGCAGAAAGAAAGAGAAAUAGAGAACAGAAGGCUGGAGAAGAUGAAAAAGAAAAUGGAACAAGAUUAUUACGACGCAAUGAAAAGAAAGAAAGAGCAAGAGUUAAAAAACAGAAAGAACUUUAUAGAAGGACAUCAAAUUAAAUUGUCUAAUCUACGAAGCGAGAAGAUACAAGAAAGAAAUAUGGACAUUAAUACUAUAAAUAUUGCCAUGGAAGAAUUAAGGAAAGAGCGACAAAAGAAGUUAGAGCACAUUCAAUCACUGAAUGUAGAAAAACGAAUAUUUGUAGAAAAUUAUAAGCGCGAAAGAAAGAUGGCGGACCAACUAGAAAAGGAAGCAGAGAGAAUAGCAAAUGAAUGGAAAGAACAAGGAGAGAAGGAGAGCGAUGAGUUUUAUAGGAAUAGGGAAAUGGAAAAACUUAAAAAUCGAAUGAGUGCCUCCCAAGAAUACAGAAGACACAUAGAAGAUAGAAAUCAACAACUGGCACAGAAGAAAGAAGAACGAAAGCAGAUGAUGGAAAGAGUAAGAAGAACUGCUUAUAGCGAAUUAAGAAGAAACUUAGACAGUGCUAACGAGGAGAUGAGACGUCAAAUUGAAUACCAACACGCAUUGACUAAUCAAAUUCGAGAUAAUGACAAAAUUAUGGAAAUGGAAUUAAACGAAAUUGAAGAAAAACAGCGCGCGUUCACGAAAAAGUCGAUUAUGUUUAGAGACGCGAUGAGAGAUAAGACGAAGCAACCGCCUUGCGAGAAUCCCGUUCAUCCCUUUAGAAAAAUUUUGCAGGCGCAAGAAACAAGUUCAUUAUCACUACCACUCAUAAAUAGAUAUGGAUAC